Messenger RNA from Lepidothrix coronata (blue-crowned manakin), 2459 nucleotides. It is a transcript of the gene LHX5, whose product is annotated as LIM homeobox 5. Gene Ontology annotation, biological process: regulation of transcription by RNA polymerase II; neuron differentiation. Lineage: Eukaryota; Metazoa; Chordata; Aves; Passeriformes; Pipridae. Gene Ontology annotation, cellular component: nucleus. The record is from RefSeq and is a predicted model, not a curated record. Gene Ontology annotation, molecular function: RNA polymerase II transcription regulatory region sequence-specific DNA binding; DNA-binding transcription factor activity, RNA polymerase II-specific. The coding region runs from base 13 to 1221 and encodes 402 amino acids. The transcript is spliced from 5 exons.
CCGGCGGAGGUUAUGAUGGUGCAUUGUGCGGGCUGCGAGAGGCCGAUUUUGGACCGGUUCCUACUGAACGUCUUGGACAGAGCAUGGCACAUCAAAUGCGUCCAGUGCUGCGAGUGCAAGUGCAACCUGACCGAGAAAUGCUUCUCCAGGGAAGGGAAACUCUACUGCAAAAAUGACUUUUUCAGGAGGUUUGGUACCAAAUGCGCCGGCUGCUCCCAAGGGAUCUCCCCCAGCGACCUCGUCCGGAAAGCCCGGAAUAAAGUCUUUCACCUGAACUGUUUCACCUGCAUGGUCUGCAACAAGCAGCUCUCCACGGGCGAGGAACUCUAUAUCAUCGACGAGAACAAAUUUGUUUGCAAAGAGGAUUAUUUGAACUCUCCCAGUUUGAAGGAAGGCAGCCUCAACUCAGUGUCCUCAUGUACAGACAGGAGUUUGUCCCCGGAUCUCCAGGACCCCAUGCAGGACGACACCAAGGAGACGGACAACUCGACCUCCUCGGACAAGGAGACCACCAACAACGAGAACGAGGAGCAGAACUCGGGCACCAAGCGGAGGGGGCCCCGCACCACCAUUAAAGCCAAGCAGCUGGAGACCCUCAAAGCUGCCUUCGCCGCCACCCCCAAACCCACCCGCCACAUCCGAGAGCAGCUGGCCCAGGAGACCGGCCUCAACAUGAGAGUCAUCCAGGUCUGGUUCCAGAACCGUCGGUCGAAGGAGCGGCGGAUGAAGCAGCUGAGCGCGCUGGGCGCCCGCCGACACGCCUUCUUCCGCAGCCCCCGCAGGAUGCGGCCCCUCGGCGGCCGCCUCGACGAGUCCGAGAUGCUCGGCUCGACCCCCUACACGUACUACGGAGAUUACCAAGGUGACUACUACGGACCGGGAGGCAACUAUGACUUUUUCCCCCACGGGCCGCCCUCCCAAGCCCAGUCCCCGGCCGACUCCAGCUACCUUCAGAACUCAGGACCCGGCUCCACACCCCUGGGACCCUUGGAGCCCCCCCUAAGCGGACACCACUCCUCAGAAAACCAAAGGUACACGGAUAUGAUCUCGCAUCCCGACACCCCCAGCCCCGAGCCGGGGAUGACCGGCUCGCUGCACCCCAUCCCGGGGGAGGUCUUCAGCGGGGGGCCCAGCCCCCCCUUCUCCAUGUCCAGCAAUAGCGGCUACAGCGGGGCUCUGUCGCACCCGAACCCGGAGCUCAGCGAGGCGGCGGUGUGGUAGGCCUGGCGUGGGCACGCGUGUGUGUGUGCAGGGGGAAAACGCCCCCUUCGUCCCCCCGGCCCACGCGUGUCCCCCCUCCCCUCACCCCGCACCAGGGCGCAUCACGUCACCACCGUCGGAUAAAGAGCCCCCUCCCGUGCCAAAACGCGUCCCUGCAUCCCCCCGCCACCCUCCCCACCACUGCACCCCCCCGGGACCUUGGGGCCACCCCGCUACCUCCCCCCUCCCGGCACCUUCCCCCCAAUACUUGGGGGGGGGGGAGCAAUGAAUGGUGCCCAGCCCUGAAGACCCCCGCCGGUGUCGGGACCACCUCUUGGACCAAAGCUGAACUCGCCUGGACACAGGUCCCACCGCCCCGGUGGCACCAGGGGAGGAGGGGCUGGGGCAGGGCUCCCCCCUGCUAAUUAGCAUCCUUUUUAAUUAUCCCCUGCCACGUCGUGGGAGGGGGGGAAUGGGGAACAGCAGGAAUAACCCCCGCGGCCCCUCUCCCUGCCCUUAUUUUUAUUGUUCCCAUUUUAUCCCCAAGGAGAAGGUGGGUUUGGACACGGUUUUUGGUGAUGGGGAGAAGGGGGGUGGUGGGGGGGCCAGGCCCAGGGCUGCCCCAGUGACUGGCUGAGAUUGGGCUCCCACCUGGUGGAAAAGACACCAGAAAGAGGCAGAAACAGGAAAAACACAACAACAAGAAACCAAUAAACCCCAGAACUAAACCAACUCAACCACAACAGCAGAAAUUACACCCGAGCCUCGAUGCCGAGUCCCACCCCAACAAUUCCCAGAGGCUCCGACAAUUUAAGGAUGUAUUAUAGUUUUUGCUUCUAGUUUCUUUAUUUUGUAUAAAGGAGAAACAAAUAAAGUAUGUUUUUGUGUUUACUGAUUAUUUAUUGUACUUUAGUCAUCGGAGGCUCCGAAUUUUUCUAUUUUGAAGGCAGGGAGGGGGUGGCACCGGGGAGGGGGGUGAGAGGAUAGAGAGGGGGCGAUAAAAAAAGGAAGGAGAAUGGAAAAGGAAAGGAAAAAAAGUUGUUUUCUGAAAGCGUCGUGGGUUUCCUGUCCCCGCUGCCUCUUGCAGAGGCUGUUAGUGUGAAUGGCUCUUGUUGUUCAAUGUGAAUAAAAAACCUUUUAGUUACCUACUGUUCGGUCACCUGUCCCUUUCAUUUUAUUUUAUUUUGUUUUAUUUUUAAGACAAGACCACGAGCGCUGCUGGCAGGGCUGCCCUGCUCCACCACUGCCCCCCAGCCCUG